This is a messenger RNA of Psilocybe cubensis, 1077 nucleotides long. RefSeq lists its product as uncharacterized. Gene Ontology annotation, cellular component: membrane; Golgi apparatus. The coding region runs from base 1 to 1077 and encodes 358 amino acids. Lineage: Eukaryota; Fungi; Basidiomycota; Agaricomycetes; Agaricales; Agrocybaceae. The transcript has 6 exons. The record is from RefSeq and is a predicted model, not a curated record. Gene Ontology annotation, biological process: retrograde vesicle-mediated transport, Golgi to endoplasmic reticulum.
AUGGCUGUUCUGUCGUCCCCCCUUGUCCUGAUACAGUCUAUUCCCCCAGUUACACGUGCAUUCAUCGGAACAACCAUUGUAUCAUCCGCCCUCUAUGGCUACCUAUGCUGGAAUGGUAUGGGCGCAGAGGCCAGUCAAUACAUGACACUCGUCCCUGGAUCAGCUCUUUACGCACCUUGGACGCUCCUAACUUCGGCCUUUGUUGAAGUGACCAUAUGGGAGUUCGCAAUGACUCUCAUCUUCGUUCCUGCAUCGUUGAAAUAUCUCGAACGGCUAUGGGGAAGCAUUGAAACCAUCAAGUUUAUUGUGGUAUCUAUCGUCGCAUCUAACAUCAUCGCCUUUGGGUUCAAUUGGAUAGAAUUCAUUGCGACACGAAACGCCGACCUGUUUCUGUAUGGAAUGCAGUAUCAUGGCCAGAUGGCUCUACAGAUAUCUAUUCUUGUGGCGUUCACCCAACUUAUACCCGAACACCAGGUCCAACUUUUCGGUGUCAUCAAGACUCGCGUCAAAAGCUUGCCAAUGGCGUACCUUACUCUAUCAACCGUGCUAUGCUUUCUUGGCCUGCAGUGCCCCUGGAUCAUUAUUCAGUUUGGCUGGUUUGUAGGAUGGGUAUAUUUACGUUUCUACAAGAAGAACCCCGGAGAGGGAUCAGGAGGGGUUGACACCUAUGGCGACCGAAGCGAAACAUUCUCUUUGGUGUCUUGGUUCCCGCCAUUUAUGCACUACCCUUUGACCAUUGGUGGCAAUUUCGUCUAUUCCUUGGCCAAUCGCUUCCACUUGAUACCCUCUUCUGCUUCAGAUGUGGAGCUUGGCGGCUAUGGACAAGUACCUGGAACCACACGUGCAGAAGCAGAAAGGCGAAGGGCUAUGGCUCUGAAAGCUUUGGAUCAGCGUGUUGCAAAUAAUUCAUCACCUGUUGGCUCUGGUUCGACAAACGCGCUUCCUGCGCCUUCGCGUGCCCCUCCUGUAGGUGCUCGACAAGAAAAUGCGCCUGCAAACUCUGUCCCUUCUCUCGAAAGAUCUAAAAGUGUUACCGAACCCGACGAAUCUGUGAAAGUCAAGUCGGAAAUUCGAUAG